ACUAAUGUAGAGAUCAUGACUAAAGGCCUAUAUGACUGUAGUCAGCACAUUUCAGAGCUCUCGAGUCAUAAAUGAUGUCAGAUAAAUUUACACGCAGUCAUCAAAGUUUCCGUGGUGUCUUUGAUGAAAUCACUGCCUCGUUGACAAUUUGCUACGUAACUGCAAACGACAUUGUAUUUCAUUUUUGUUAAUCAGGCUUUUAAUAGCAGGACAAUUCACAAAAGAGAUUUACAAGCGAGGUCUUUCCAAUGUCUGAGAACACAACUUGGCUUUCCAUGUGCUGGCUCUUUCUCUUGGUUGGGCUUGGACUCUGUAUACAAAUGCUAUUAAUAGACCACUGGCUUAAUCUGGUUAUUAGAGGGACAGGGCUGUCAAUAUAAAUAUAGUCACAGAACAGCAAGAGAGAGCUUAUUAAUCACUACACAUAUUUCUGCAAAAUGACAAUGCAAAGAAUGUGUAAUCGGACACUAAAAUUGGACUGCCAAUAGGUGUCCUUGGGUGACACAAAGGAAGCUAUGACAUAAAAUGUAUUAUUAAAUACCAAUAGAAACAGCAUGAAAGGAGUUAAAGGAGUUGGUGAAUGCCUCAUCAGAAGAAAUUCAACCUAAGGCAAUCAUCACCAGACAAAUAGUGCUGCUUAUUGCAUAAAAUCGAUCUGCUCUUUCAAGAUCUGCUCUCAAUUUCCUCCUAAUAAUUUAAGACCCACGCAUCAAGUCUUUUCAAAAAUAAAAAGGAUUUACUUUGGCUUCUCCGCUAUAUUCUCAGCAAACGGUGGUAAAAAGCCUGGAUAAUGGCACGUUCACCGGCAGUGGGUAUAACAGUCUCGGAAUAAUCUAUGGCGUCUUCUCAGUCUCAAAUUUACUCGCACCAAUGGCGGUUACAGUCAUUGGCUCAAAGAUCUCCAUGUUUUUAAGUGGUCUGCUGUACAGUGGCUACAUUGCUGUCUUCAUCAUCCCUACCACAUGGUCCUUGUACUUCACCUCUGUUCUCAUCGGCAUGGGAGCAGCCAUGCUGUGGACAGCUCAAGGACUAUUUCUGGUGGAAAACUCAGAGGCCUCGACCAUCAACAGGAACACUGGGAUGUUCUGGGCUCUGCUGCAGUGCAGCAUGCUUUUUGGAAAUCUUUACAUUUACUUUGAGUGGACCGGGAAACCAGAUGUGUCAGACAACAGCAGAAAAAACAUCUUUCUGUCCCUGCUCGUCACCUCCGUUCUAGGCACGCUCAGUUUCCUUCUGCUGAGAAAGAGGCAACAAGAAGAGAUGUUGUCUGAAGAGGAGGGACAGUUGCUGCUCUCAAACCGCACAAUGUACAAACACAGAGCAAACGCAGCCCUGCAGGAUGCAAAGUCAGAAUUGAAAACUGUCCUCCAGCUUCUCAAGACAAAAAACAUACUGCUUCUGAGUCCCUGCAUGGCAUACAGUGGCCUGGAACUGUCUUUCUACAGCGGAGUGUACGGGACAUGUAUCGCAGCUACAGCAGAGUUCGGACAGGUGGCUAAAGGUUUGAUUGGCAUCUCUGGGAUCUUGGUAGGCAUCGGAGAAAUAGUGGGUGGAGGUUUGUUUGGGCUGCUGUUCAAGAACAACCACUUCAGACGGACCUCCGUGGUGUUCCUGGCGAUGGUCGUCCACUUUGUUGCUUUCUACUUGAUCUUUCUCAGCAUCCCCAACGAUGCCCCCGUCAUCUUUAAAUCCGACAUCCAACAGAACACAUACCUCACUCCAAGAGUAUCCAUUGCUCUGCUGUGCAGCUUCUUGCUCGGACUUGGGGACAGUUGUUUCAACACGCAGCUCUACAGCAUUUUAGGCCGUAUUUAUGCUGAACACAGCACGCCUGCUUUUGCCAUCUUCAAAUUCAUCCAGUCUGUUUUUGCAGCGGUGGCCUUUUUCUACAGUGGGUACGUGCUGCUGAUGUGGCAGCUGCUGCUGAUGGUGGUCCUGGGCUUCACUGGAACACUGUGCUUCUUCGUGGUGGAGAGGAUGCAGAACUUCUCAGCGGAUACGCAGGAGUAUUAGAGACGAGACCUCUUCACCUUUUUGUACGUUUGAAUUUUUUUGUUGUUUCAUUUUGCAAAUGGGAUUGGUUCGGAAGUAGUGAAAAAACAAAACAAAACAAAAAGCUGGAAUACUCAGAGACAGAGUUUUGUGACAGGUGUUCAACUGUAUCCUAAUUGCACUGACAGAGUUCGAAAACGACACAAUGGCCAAAUGUAGUACAACUGAGCUAAACCCGCAUUUAAAAAUUUAGUUUACUAACAAAAUGCCUUGAACGCAGCAUUCCUCAGCAGUGCAUUUGCCACUUUUCCUAGACUGAAGUUUCUUUUUCCUUUGGUAGUGAAGCUGCGGCACCGCGUGUUGUUUACAAGUCUGUGUUUUGAACGGCAGCCGCGAGACAGUGAUGACAAUGACUGUGAUCAUAGGCUGAGGAGCCGGUGUUUUAUCCUGCUCCCCCAUCUUAACAAAUCUGACCCAAUCGUAAACACACACACUGGAACUGAUGGGAGCCAGUAUAACAACACUGCCAACAGUUCCAGCACCACAGUAAUGAGCCUCACAACUGAAAACCAUUGGACUUUACACAGGUCAGUAUUGUGGGUUUUUUUUGUCUGGACUGACACAGACCAGAGGAAUGUGUCAGAUGUUGAUUCGUCAAAUUUGACGGUGAAAUUAAUUUCUGUCCGUCAGAACUUCACGAGCCUCAGUGGACACACUAAAGUUCAUAAAAAUGCACAUUUUUAUACCACUGCAGUUCAGAUAUAGUAAAACAUUCAUUUCAUCUUAUUAUAAUUUAAUGCUGAGGUCGAAGCCUUAAAAUGUAUAUUUUAUUUCCAUGUAUCGCUAUGCUGGCACAUUUCUUUGUUUUAGUGUACAACUUUAUUCUGUUUUUUUACAUCACAGUGUUUCUGGAAAAACAUGCGCAGGAGAAAUAAGCUAAAUGAUUUUACAGAAAUAAAUAACGCAAGAUAUUUUUUGUCCUAAACUGUGAUUGUUUUGUGAUAAAACAAGAUAAAAUAUAAGUAGGGAUGUUCGAUAUCCAAUAUGCUGUAUAAUAUGUUGUCUAAACACUUAAUUUCCGAUCCCGAUAUCAACCAGUAUCGAUAAAGGCCUGGUAAUAUUGGGUAUUUAAAUGUACAAACCACUGUAUGAGUUGCUGGCACCAGCAUUCUGCAUACAGUCCCCUGAUUAUUAAAAUAGGUUAAUAAAAUGAGCCACAAUGCUGCCAUCUUGUGACUUUCACCUUCAUCUACAGCCGUUUUUCCCCAAAACUAUUUUUAGGUCACACAUCAUUUGGCGAAACCCAGGCAUUGCGUUAUCGCGUUUUCAUUAUCAGAGGAACAACCAAUAACGAUUAUUACAGAAAUAUUACACAAUCACGCUAAUAUCAGGGCGAUAAUAUAGUUCAGCUGAUAUUAUCGGACAUCCCUAAUUGUACUGCAAAUAUGAUGUUGUCAAUCAGUAAUAUUCAGGUAUUAUAUACAGGGGGAUUCAUAAAAAUAAAGUCAGAACUGAUAUAAAAGAUUAAUUAAUUCAAUAUGAAAUAUUUUUAAAAAUUGUGUACAUUUCAUUCUCGGAGAAAUAAUUGCUACUAUUUUCUAUUGCACUCUCAGUGUGAGAUUUAUCUGCAUUGCUUGCAGCUCAGGUUUAUUCUGAUGUAAAAGUUUGUAAUAAAUAUACGAUGCUUCAGUUUACGGCUAACAAGUCAAAGUGUCAGUUUAUAUCUUAGACAGUUAUGAGAGAACGACUGUUUUUUUUGCAACAAUUUUUAUACCGUAGACGAUCGUCGUUACUUUUUUGGUAAAUGCUCUAUGAACUUCUUAAAGUCAGCGUUGUUACACGUCUUUAGGCAGCAUUUCACAAAUAAACUUUAGCGUUUGUUAAUCCU
Cynoglossus semilaevis (tongue sole) is the source of this 3880-nucleotide messenger RNA. Its product is annotated as UNC93-like protein MFSD11. The transcript has 13 exons. Bases 871 to 2013 code for a protein of 380 amino acids. Lineage: Eukaryota; Metazoa; Chordata; Actinopteri; Pleuronectiformes; Cynoglossidae. The record is from RefSeq and is a predicted model, not a curated record.